AUGGGCGGCAAAGAGAGCAGGGAGAUUCAUCACUACCAUGAGGAUAAGGAGUCCAAAGAGCUCGCUCGACAAACCCAAGAGCAGAUGAAAGCUCUGCGCGGGCAAAUGGAACAGCAGCAGAGGAUGAGUGAGGAAAACCAUCGAAAACAUCAAGAAGCUUUGCUCAAACUUGAAGAAGAGAAAGCAGCGGAGUUGCGGCGUUUCGAGCAAGAACAGGCCCAAAAUCAGCAAAGGCAUCAAGAAGCCUUGCGCAGAGUUGAGGAACUUCGUGCGGAUGAAAAAGCAGCUGCCUUGCAGCGCCUCCAGCAGGAGCAGGAGAACCGAAAGAGGGACGAAGAAAGAGCUCGUGCGGAGUCGGAAAAACAAGCUCGCGAAGCUGAAGAGCACUUGGCCCAAGAACUUCAGAGAGAGCGCGACAACGCACACAAGGCCAAGCUUGAGAAGUGGCAAAGGCUGAAGCGAGACUAUCCCAUCCCAGACUUCCUCAAGAACUAUGUCAAUGAGGUGAGUGAGAAUUCAGCAGCUGAUGCUGAUCGCGAACUUCAUGUAAAUGUGGCCCUGCUUGGGGAUUCAGGAACCGGCAAGAGUUCCCUGAUCAAAGCCAUCCUGAAGCAUUUCGGUGUCGACUUGCCCGCGGACCAGAUGCCCCGAAUCUCUAUGGAAGGAGACGGCACGCUGGAGCCCAGUCGAUUUCCACUUGCCAUCCUGGGCCAAGUCUCUCUCUGGGAUCUACCUGGUCAAGGAACUGCGAAGAUUCCAUCCAUGACCUACCUCUGCAACAUGGGCCUGAAGUACUUCGAUGCCAUCUGCAUCGUGACUGAUGGUCGUUGGUCUGAAGGUGAUGACAACCUGCUGGUAGCCAUUCACUAUGCAGGGAUUCGUUGCUUUGUGGUUCGCAGCAAGGUGGACAUUGCUGUGGAUGCUGGCGUUGAGGACAAAGGAUGGAGCCAAACCGAGACAUUGUCCCAUGUCCAUCAGCAGUUGCAGACGCAAACCCGCCUGAAAUCACAUCGCAUCCAUCUCGUGACAUGCAGGGAGCGCUUUUGGAAGGACUUCGGUUCUGUGGACGACUUCUGCAAGCACCUCAAGCAAGAGGUGCAAGCCUCUCUGCGGGAUGAGCCGGUAGAGCAGCAUUUCGAUUUAGAGCCACAGGAGGAUGUCAACAUGGACGAGUUCGACGACUGGGUGAUGGCCCCCCCUGGUCCUGUUGGGGUUGAACAUCCUCGCCUUGAUGCGGGCAACAGCUGCUUGAAGCCUGUUGUGAAGCGUCCGCGUGAGGCUGGUGCUUGA
Molecule: messenger RNA, 1290 nt
Organism: Symbiodinium sp. CCMP2592
Lineage: Eukaryota; Dinophyceae; Suessiales; Symbiodiniaceae
Source: the annotation of a GenBank genome assembly